AUGGGGUCUCUCUAUCGUUCGGAAGAAAUGCGCUUCUGUCAGAUUAUCGUUGAAAGAGAUGCCGCUUUCUCGGCGGUUGCUGAAUUGGGAAAGUUGGGGAGUGUUCAGUUUAAAGAUCUGAAUCCCGAUGUGAAUUCUUUUCAACGAAUGUUCGUUCGAGAUAUCCGACGUUUCGAUGAGUUGGAAAGAAAACUUAGAUUUCUCGAAGGUCAAAUCAACAAAGAUUCGAUUGCGAUUGGAGGGAAAUGUGACGAUGGAGAUUACACUGUUCUCCCCACCGCUGAACUCAAUCAACUUGAGCAAACAUUGACGGAUUUGGAGAGAGACGUCAAGAAUAUGAAUGACUCGGAUACGAUGUUGAGAAGAAAUUAUGAAGAGCUACAGGAAUGGGAGAGUGUUCUUGUGAAAACCGAUGAGUUCUUUGCGGGGGGUCUCGAUGACGCUGCACAGGAGGAGUUGUACAUUCAGGAGGAUCCCGAUGCGCAAAGGGAGAAAAAUCCCGUCGAAUAUGUGGUCGGAGUGAUUAAACGUGAUCGAAUGAUGGCUUUUGAGAGGGUUUUGUGGAGAGCCUGUCAUCACACAGCUUACGUCAGAAGUUCCGAUAUUGAGCAAAGCUUUGUGAAUGCGACAACGGGUGAGAAAGAUCAACGAGCGGUGUUCAUCAUUUUCUACAAAGGAGAUCGUUUAAAGACGAUCAUUGACAAAGUUUGUGAUGGAUUCAAAGCGAAAGUGUUCAAGAAUUGCCCGCAAACAUCGAAAGACCGUCAGGCUGCCGCAGCUGAUGUUAGGGCGAGGAAUCAGGAUAUGCAAACGGUGUUGGGCCAAACGCGAGAGCAUCGUUUCCGUGUCCUCCAGGCUGCUGCCAACAACUACAAUCUUUGGCUGAAACAAGUCCGUCUCCACAAAACCGUCUAUCAUAAUUUGAAUCUUUUCACGUAUGAUGGAAUCGGUCGUUUCUUCGUGGCCGAGUGCUGGGUUCCAUUGGCUGACGUGGACAAUGUUCGAGAUGCGCUUGAAAGAGGAGUGGAGAAAACGGGUUCUUCGGUGAAACCGGUGUUGAAUCUGUUGGAGACGAACGAGACUCCGCCAACGUACAAUCGAACAAACAAAUUCACUCAGGUUUUCCAGGGAAUCGUCGACUCGUACGGCAUUGCCUCAUAUUUGGAGUUGAAUCCAGCACCCUACACGAUAAUCACUUUCCCAUUCCUUUUCUCGUGUAUGUUCGGCGAUUUGGGUCACGGGAUUUUGAUGGCACUUUCCGGUUUAUGGCUUGUGGUUCGCGAGAAGGCACUUAUUGCAAGGAAUAUUAAGGAUGAGAUUUUCACCAUGUUUUUCGGUGGUCGUUAUAUUAUUCUCUUGAUGGGUCUUUUCUCGAUCCAUGCUGGCAUUCUGUACAAUGACGUUUUCGCGAAAUCGUUUAACAUUUUCGGGACGAGUUGGGUCAAUCCGUACAACUACACCGAGUUCACCCAUUGGUUCGAGAAUCAAGAGGCACAAAAGAAAGAAGAUAUUCUUAUCGAGUUGAACCCGGACACAGCGUAUCGCCACGAUAUGGGUCCCUAUCCAUUUGGAGUCGAUCCUGUGUGGAAUUUAGCUGAGAACAAGUUGAACUUCUUGAAUUCGAUGAAGAUGAAAUUGUCGGUGAUCCUCGGAAUCUCGCAAAUGACAUUCGGAGUGUUGCUCUCUUUCCAGAACUACAAAUUCCGAAACUCAAAAAUCGAUAUUCUCACAGUAUUCAUCCCACAAAUCGUCUUCAUGUCGUGUAUUUUUAUCUAUUUAUGCUUAGAGAUUAUUAUGAAAUGGUUAUUCUUCUGGGUGAGACCAGGAUAUGUUUUUGGCCAAUAUUAUCCGGGCUCAAAUUGUGCUCCUUCGCUUUUGAUUGGUCUCAUCAAUAUGUUCAUGUUUAAAGGAAGAGACGCUGGCUUUAUUGACAUGUCACAAAAAGGUCCACCUGGUCAACCGGGAAAAACACACGAUGCUUGUUAUUUGGUACAAUGGUAUCCGGGACAAGGUUACGUUGAAGCGAUUCUUGUCCUCAUCGCUGUCACUUGUAUCCCAAUUAUGCUUUUUGGUAAACCAAUUCAUUUCCUUCUCGAGCAAAAGAAGAAGAAAAAAGAAGCCGCGGAAAGAAUUAGUGUUCGCGCGAAUGUGUUGAGCGAAGAGGGUGAGGUGGUGAUUAAUGGAGCUGAUCAUAAAGGAGAUCAUGGAGAUCAUCAAGGAGGCGAUCAUGGUGGAGGAGAUCAUCAUGGAGAGAAUUUUGGUGAUGUGAUGGUGCAUCAGGCAAUUCAUUCAAUCGAAUACGUGUUGGGUUGUGUCUCUCAUACGGCUUCGUAUCUCCGUCUUUGGGCUCUCUCACUUGCCCAUGCUCAGCUCUCCGAAGUUUUAUGGGACAUGGUAUUCGAGAAAGGUUUCCAAAUGUCUGACAAUCGUUAUAUUGGCUCAAUCGCCGUCUACGUGAUUUUCUUUUUCUUUGCCGGACUCACCUUUUCGAUUCUCGUCUUGAUGGAGGGACUCUCAGCUUUCCUUCACGCACUUCGACUUCAUUGGGUUGAAUUCCAAUCGAAAUUCUACCAAGGUCUUGGGUAUCCCUUCCAACCGUAUUCCUUCAAGAGUGCUCUCACACUCGCUGAAAAUACGUCCACCUCGUCAUCUUCA
This is a messenger RNA of Mesorhabditis belari, 2655 nucleotides long. Lineage: Eukaryota; Metazoa; Nematoda; Chromadorea; Rhabditida; Rhabditidae. The record is from the annotation of a GenBank genome assembly.